Homo sapiens (human) is the source of this 4238-nucleotide messenger RNA. RefSeq names its product ankyrin repeat domain 24 (gene ANKRD24). Gene Ontology annotation, cellular component: plasma membrane; stereocilium. The record is from RefSeq and is a predicted model, not a curated record. The transcript is spliced from 25 exons. NCBI's taxonomy places the organism in Eukaryota, Metazoa, Chordata, Mammalia, Primates, Hominidae. Gene Ontology annotation, molecular function: actin binding. Bases 267 to 3929 code for a protein of 1220 amino acids. Gene Ontology annotation, biological process: auditory receptor cell stereocilium organization; sensory perception of sound.
AGAGCCGAUCAGGUGUCAGAGUGGAGCGGCUGGAGCUGCUCGUGGCCCAGCUGGGAGUGGGUAACCGGAGCCGGCAGUGGGCACUGUGGCCGGGAGCUCGGGGCACUGGAGCUGCAGGAGCCCACGGAUUGUCUUCUCCCAAGCAGCCUGUGAACUCCUCUGUUGGGUGUCUUAUUACCCCCUGCUUUGGGUGUGAUUGAAUCCUCCAGUCAGAGGUAGAAGAAAAAAGGGUGGCCUGUGGAGAGGAGAAACACAGGGCACCAACUAUGAAGACUCUCAGGGCGCGAUUUAAGAAGACAGAGCUGCGGCUCAGCCCCACUGACCUUGGCUCCUGCCCGCCCUGCGGCCCCUGCCCCAUCCCGAAGCCGGCAGCCAGAGGCAGGCGCCAGAGUCAAGACUGGGGCAAGAGUGACGAGAGGCUGCUACAAGCCGUGGAAAACAACGAUGCACCUCGGGUGGCCGCCCUCAUCGCCCGCAAGGGGCUGGUGCCCACGAAGCUAGACCCCGAGGGCAAGUCCGCGUUCCACCUGGCGGCCAUGCGGGGUGCGGCCAGCUGUCUGGAGGUGAUGAUAGCUCAUGGCAGCAAUGUCAUGAGCGCGGACGGGGCAGGUUACAAUGCCCUCCACCUGGCCGCCAAAUACGGGCACCCACAGUGCUUGAAGCAACUACUGCAGGCUUCCUGCGUGGUGGACGUCGUGGACAGCAGCGGGUGGACUGCCCUACACCAUGCAGAGACAGGGUCUCACUGUGUUGGCCCAGCGGCUGGUGGCUGUCUCUCCUGCUCAGAGGUGCUCUGCUCCUUUAAGGCACAUCUAAACCCCCAAGAUCGGUCAGGCGCAACACCCCUCAUUAUAGCAGCUCAGAUGUGUCACACAGACCUGUGCCGUCUCCUACUGCAGCAAGGGGCUGCCGCGAACGAUCAGGACCUGCAAGGCAGGACGGCCCUGAUGCUGGCCUGUGAGGGGGCCAGCCCCGAAACAGUGGAGGUCCUGCUGCAGGGCGGAGCCCAGCCGGGCAUCACCGAUGCGCUGGGGCAGGACGCGGCUCACUAUGGCGCCCUGGCGGGGGACAAACUCAUCCUGCACCUUCUGCAAGAGGCGGCCCAGCGCCCCUCCCCACCCAGCGCCCUCACAGAGGAUGAUUCAGGCGAGGCGUCAUCUCAGAACUCUAUGUCCAGCCAUGGAAAGCAGGGGGCCCCCAAGAAGCGGAAGGCGCCUCCACCUCCCGCCAGCAUUCCCAUGCCGGAUGAUCGAGAUGCCUAUGAGGAGAUCGUGAGGCUGCGGCAGGAGAGGGGCCGCCUCCUGCAGAAGAUCCGGGGCCUGGAACAGCACAAGGAACGGAGGCAGCAGGAGCCACCUGGGCCUCCUCGCUGUUCCUCCAACUCGCCAGGCGCAGUCCUGCCUCAGGGCCUUUGCACCACCAGUGUCCUCUGCCUGGAAUGCUCUAGCGCAGUCCUGCCUCAGGGCCUUUGCACCACCUGUGUCCUCUGCCUGGAAUGCUCUAGCCCCAGAUGGCCCCACAGCUCUUUACCUCACCUACUUUAUGCAUCCCCGGAGGCCAGCUCCCUGCACAUCCUGGAGAGACAGGUGCAAGAGCUACAGCAGUUGCUGGUGGAGAGACAAGAGGAGAAGGAGAGCCUGGGACGGGAGGUGGAGAGUUUGCAGAGCCGGCUGUCCCUGCUGGAGAACGAGCGGGAGAAUACUAGCUAUGACGUAACCACCCUGCAGGAUGAGGAGGGUGAGCUGCCUGACCUUCCAGGGGCCGAGGUGCUGCUGUCCAGACAACUCAGUCCGUCGGCCCAGGAACACCUGGCCUCGCUGCAGGAACAGGUGGCUGUGCUCACCAGACAGAACCAGGAACUGAUGGAGAAGGUCCAGAUCCUGGAGAACUUUGAGAAGGACGAGACACAGAUGGAAGUGGAAGCUUUGGCAGAGGUCAUCCCUCUUGCCCUCUAUGACUCUCUCCGGGCCGAGUUUGACCAGCUACGCAGGCAGCACGCUGAGGCCCUGCAGGCCCUGAGGCAGCAGGAGACACGAGAGGUCCCCAGAGAAGAGGGGGCAGCCUGUGGGGAGAGUGAGGUUGCUGGAGCCACGGCCACCAAAAACGGGCCAACCCACAUGGAGCUAAAUGGCUCAGUGGCUCCAGAAACCAAAGUUAACGGAGCCGAGACCAUAGAUGAGGAGGCUGCAGGAGAUGAAACCAUGGAAGCCAGGACUAUGGAAGCUGAGGCCACGGGAGCCGAGGCCACGGGAGCUGAGGCCACAGGAGCCAAGGUCACAGAAACAAAACCCACAGGGGCUGAGGUCAGAGAAAUGGAGACCACAGAAGAAGAAGCAAACAUGGAAACUAAGCCCACAGGAGCUCAGGCCACAGACACAGAGACCACGGGAGUGGAGGCCAUGGGGGUGGAGGCCACAAAAACAAAAGCAGAGGAAGCAGAAAUGCAGGCCUACGGAGUGGGUGCUGGGCAAGCAGAGCCCCCAGUCACAGGGACCACAAACAUGGAGGCCACGGGCUCUAGGGCCACAGGGAUGGAAUCCACAGGAGUCAGUGCCACAGGUGUGGAGAACCCAGGGGUAGAGGCCACGGUCCCGGGGAUCUCUGCUGGCCCCAUCCUACAUCCUGGUGCCGCAGAGGCCUCGGAAAAGCUUCAAGUAGAGCUGGAGACCAGGAUCCGUGGCUUGGAGGAGGCUCUCCGGCAGCGGGAGCGGGAGGCAGCUGCGGAGCUGGAGGCGGCCCUGGGGAAGUGCGAGGCCGCGGAGGCCGAGGCAGGCCGGCUGCGAGAGCGUGUCCGCGAGGCCGAGGGCAGCGGGGCCAGCGGGGGCGGUGGCGGUGACACCACACAGCUGCGGGCGGCCCUGGAGCAGGCCCGGGAGGACCUCCGAGACCGGGACUCCCGCCUGCGGGAGCUGGAGGCGGCCUCGGCCUGCCUGGAUGAGGCUCGGGCCAGCCGGCUGCUGGCGGAGGAGGAGGCGCGGGGCCUGCGGGCCGAGCUGGCCCAGCGGGAGGAGGCGCGGCUGGAGCAGAGCCGGGAGCUGGAGGUUCUGCGGGAGCAGCUGGCCACGGCCAGGGCCACGGGGGAGCAGCAGCGCACGGCGGCCGCGGAACUGGGCCGGGCACGGGACGCCGCUGAGGCCCGAGUGGCUGAGCUGCCUGCGGCCUGCGAGGAGGCGCGGCAGGGCCUGGCCGAGCUGCGGGAGGCCUCCGAGGCCCUCCGCCAGUCCGUGGUGCCGGCCUCUGAGCACCGCCGGCUGCAGGAGGAGGCCCUGGAGCUGCGGGGCCGGGCAGCCAGUCUGGAGCAGGAGGUGGUGGCCACGGGCAAGGAGGCCGCCCGGCUGCGCGCGGAGCUGGAGCGGGAGCGUGUGUGCAGCGUGGCGCUCUCGGAGCACGAACGCAUCGUGGGCACCCUGCAGGCCAACGUGGCCCAGCUGGAGGGGCAGCUGGAGGAGCUGGGACGGCGGCAUGAGAAGACCAGCGCAGAGGUCUUCCAGGUGCAGCGUGAGGCCCUGUUCAUGAAGAGUGAGCGACACGCAGCCGAGGCACAGCUGGCCACAGCAGAGCAGCAGCUACGGGGGCUACGGACCGAGGCGGAAAGGGCUCGCCAGGCCCAGAGCCGGGCCCAGGAGGCUCUGGACAAGGCCAAGGAGAAGGACAAGAAGAUCACAGAACUCUCCAAAGAAGUCUUCAAUCUUAAGGAAGCCUUGAAGGAGCAGCCGGCCGCCCUCGCCACCCCUGAGGUGGAGGCUCUCCGUGACCAGGUGAAGGAUUUACAGCAGCAGCUGCAGGAAGCUGCCAGGGACCACUCCAGCGUGGUGGCUUUGUACAGAAGCCACCUCCUAUAUGCCAUUCAGGGCCAGAUGGAUGAAGAUGUGCAGCGGAUUCUCAGCCAGAUUCUGCAGAUGCAGAGACUCCAGGCUCAGGGCCGCUGAGAAAGGCCAGGCCCAGUGGCUACACUGACCACACCCACGCAGGGACCUCACCCCCCUGCAGGCCCCUUGCAGACCGGCUUCACUUGGCUUCACUUGGCCCUAUCCAGGCCCAUGCACUUGGAGACCAGCCUGGUUCCCUGCCCGACCACCCCCAGCUGGCUCCAUCACCCCACCUGGUCUCUGCACGCACACACUGGUCAGUCUGGACCCGGGCCGUGACUGCCCCUCCCCCACCACCGGAGACUGUGAUUCCCUGUGUCCUCCACAUCCAGACGCCAGCCCAGGAAUAAAGGCAUUCUGUGCACAGGG